AUGUCUACUAUCUGGGAAAAAUUCUUGGCCGAUCCAAACAUGCCUCUAACCUGGGCACGGGCUGGAAAAAUCGGCGACUCAUUGUGGAGCAAUAUCGAUGAUUACUUUCUCUGCGAAGCCCUCCGCCAAAGCGAUCUGCAAGUCUGGUUUCUCGGAGGACAUGGCUGGACCUACCGAGAUGUGACGGAGAGGUUCAACCAGAUGCAAGCCAUGAUGGGUGUCUAUGCUGCUGAGAGCGUGCUCAACAUCAUUGGCAGAAUCGUGCAUGGGGGUUUGGGAAGGCAGAGCGAGACUUCACCAAUGGCAUCGGAAUUUGAACAUCUGCCACCACCGGACAACGCAACGAUCGCACACUACGUUACGACGGUACCCCUUUAUCACGGCGGUGAGCCUUAUUUCAUGUGGCAAGGGUACGAAGACCUCGUCCUGAGGACCCUCUCAAGAAGUUUCGACAACAUACUCCCGAAUGGAAGUGUUGAUUGGAAUUGGGUGGCGCUGGCCAUGAACAACGUCCGCACUCAACGCCAUUGGCCAAUCAACAGGAAUUAUACUACCAGAAUGUGUGAAAGAAGGGAGGCUUUGCUGGCAAAGUCGGGGCUGGCAGCCAUGGCCAUUCCAACCCCAGCGGCGCUGGCCUAUAUUCAAUGGAGUGAUUGGGAGGUAUAUGAACCCUAA
Messenger RNA from Drepanopeziza brunnea f. sp. 'multigermtubi' MB_m1, 675 nucleotides. RefSeq lists its product as uncharacterized. Lineage: Eukaryota; Fungi; Ascomycota; Leotiomycetes; Helotiales; Drepanopezizaceae. The record is from RefSeq and is a predicted model, not a curated record.